AUGCAAGUACCAGAUGUUGUCAGUAAGACGUUUAUGAAGUUUCCUUUGAAGACGUACGAUCCUGUUAAGUGCGUGGACGAACCCCUGCAGCGGGAAUUGGACAGUAGAUCGUACUAUUUCCCCAGAGGGGGGAAGCAUGAAGAGAAAGUGUUUACAUUGUGUGUAGACGUGCAGGGGCUGGAUCAAUUUAAAAAGUACGUUUGUAGUGAGCCUGUUUCGUUGUUUAUUCAGCUUGCGCUAUGUUAUAAGAAUGAGUUGAAAUUGCCUACCAACAAGGGUUGCGACGGUAAUAGAAUGCUGGUUUUGCGGUCCAGGGGGAAUGAUAGACAAAUGCCUUUUCUGUUGGUUGAUGACAGGAUCAUCCCCAGGGACGUGCUUCUAUCACAAAUUUCGAACAAGAUCUGUGGGUUGGACAAGUACUUUGCCACGUACCUUGACAAAAUCAUGGCAUCGGGGACCCCUGAGAAACUACUACAAGGAUUAUUACUCCAACUAGAAGAUUAUGUAAUGAAUACGACGGAUAUCAACGUCUAUUUGCAAUUGAAGAUCAUCAGUUACAUCUCCUGCAUGCUCCAUUCAGGGGAAACCAGCCGAAAGAUAUUCAUACAAGAUUGUUGUCCUCAUCUAGUGCAACUCAGUGCAACCGUCAUACAACAAUACCUAUGA
Messenger RNA from Kazachstania africana CBS 2517, 666 nucleotides. It is a transcript of the gene SAM35, whose product is annotated as SAM complex subunit SAM35. NCBI's taxonomy places the organism in Eukaryota, Fungi, Ascomycota, Saccharomycetes, Saccharomycetales, Saccharomycetaceae. The coding region runs from base 1 to 666 and encodes 221 amino acids. The transcript has a single exon. The record is from RefSeq and is a predicted model, not a curated record.